ACAAUAACCGAAACAGAAGUUUUUAAAUUAUUGACUACACUUAAAACAUCUAAGGCCACGGGACAUGAUAGAAUUUCGGCUAAACUGUUGAAGGACUCUGCGGAUGUAAUUACAGAGACGUUGACUCAAAUAUUUAACAAAUCAGUACUUUUAGGUAAAUUUCCAGAUGAUAUGAAAGUGGCAAUUAUUUCUCCUAUUUAUAAAACAGGAAGUAAAACGGAGACCACGAACUAUAGAUCAUUGUCCGUGCUCUCCGUUGUCGCAAAAAUUUUUGAAAAAAUGAUCUCGCAGCUUUCUAAUUAUUUGGAAACAAAUGGAGUAAUAGUGAAACAGCAUUGA
This is a messenger RNA of Paramuricea clavata, 339 nucleotides long. The record is from the annotation of a GenBank genome assembly. Lineage: Eukaryota; Metazoa; Cnidaria; Anthozoa; Malacalcyonacea; Plexauridae.